AUCGAUGAGCCCAGAAUUGUUCUGCCUACCUGUGGGAAGUGCUUUGGGGUUGGAUGCCUGGAUAGCCAUCUGUUGGCCCCGAGAAAGGUAUUAUCAGAGACUCUUUUCAUACUUUAUAUCGAGAACUGGUGCGUCCUGGGUGCCAUGAACAGUCAUCCCAUGGGACCACAGGGCGAUUUGGGUUCAACCGAGCCUUGUCCGAGACAACGAACGCUAUGAUCAUCUGCCUAGAUAAGGUCUGUUUAAGUUCGGAGGCUAAGCUAUAUUUGACCGAAGCUUGGUCUCCAGUUUAUGUUAAAUAAGCUUACCACAGUUGGGGCAGGCAGCCAUAUUUCCAAGGGUCUCCUCUUUGUGUGCAUAUUCGUACUUCCGGUUAUGACUCCUCGGUUUGACUUUGUUUAUGAAUAUUAGGAAGAAUACAUCGGUCUCUUAAUGGUUACUCCUUGAUCAUAUACGCAAAAUGCCGGCUACAGGAAGACCAAAUACCGACUACGAGCGUUGGCUUCAGCAUCACAAUCCAGACGCCGAAUUUCAACCGAGCCCACAAUACGGUCCUCAUCAUGGCAGUCGGUCUGGGAAAUAUCCCCCUUUUCACACGCCAAAGACGGACAGGCCUCGCAUUCCCCUCGCCGAACCUCAAAUCCGGUUUUCGCCUACAGAGAAGGAGCUUGGGUCUUCUCCCAGGGAGGGUUCAAGCUCGAUGACUGUUAUCUUGUUAUUCGUUUUUGUUAUUCUGGUUGCUGUUGCAUAUGCUCGAUCGCAACUUGCGCACUCCUCACACAGCCACCAGACUCGGAGAAGAGGGGAAAAGAUUUGAUGACUGGCCAUGACAGUCAUAAGUCUGGCAAUGUCUUCUUGCUCAUUGAAGAGUUCCCAAAGUUACUGCAGCGGUUGGACGAGAGAUGCCUGGACAGAUACGGUUCAAGAGCUUCCAAUGCCCCCAAACUGUGCUGUUCGAUCAGUAGCACUUGAAUUUAGAAUCAAGGGAUAUAAUGCUACUUCGAAACGGACAACUCAAUGCUUUAUGCUGGUUCAUAGGCUGUUAUGGUACGCUUCCUGUGACACAGGACACCAAUCUAUCGCUAGUUCCAAAUAAUAAAUAUCGAUUGUUAGAUUACCAUAGCAUAUUGUCCCCUUAUUUUCUCCCAAGUAACCCCUUAUCAUAACUCUCCUACAGAUGUAUUGGCGCCACUAGGCCAUUUGGCACGGGACAUCCGGU
Messenger RNA from Aspergillus pseudonomiae, 1219 nucleotides. RefSeq lists its product as uncharacterized. The transcript is spliced from 2 exons. The record is from RefSeq and is a predicted model, not a curated record. Lineage: Eukaryota; Fungi; Ascomycota; Eurotiomycetes; Eurotiales; Aspergillaceae. Bases 461 to 817 code for a protein of 118 amino acids.